This is a messenger RNA of Notolabrus celidotus (New Zealand spotty), 4168 nucleotides long. RefSeq names its product membrane-associated ring finger (C3HC4) 1 (gene marchf1). NCBI's taxonomy places the organism in Eukaryota, Metazoa, Chordata, Actinopteri, Labriformes, Labridae. The transcript is spliced from 13 exons. Gene Ontology annotation, cellular component: lysosome; late endosome membrane; early endosome membrane. Gene Ontology annotation, molecular function: ubiquitin protein ligase activity; MHC protein binding; zinc ion binding. Bases 887 to 2608 code for a protein of 573 amino acids. The record is from RefSeq and is a predicted model, not a curated record. Gene Ontology annotation, biological process: protein polyubiquitination; antigen processing and presentation of peptide antigen via MHC class II; immune response.
ACUGCCAGAUGACUUUAUGACUCCCUCUUCCUCACCCCUCACCCCUCCUCCUCUUGCCUGAAAAUAGCUGCUCCCCACGCCUGAAGUCCCAGAAGGCCAACCAGCACAGCAGAGUCCAAUGAAGUGUACACUGAAGUCCCUCAGGAGAAUCGCAGAGGAAGGUUGUGUACCUGGAUCUGCUUCUUGUGGUUGGAAGAAGACUGAAGCCAAGCUAAAGAGGGAGAAGAUGACGAAGGCAAUGAUGAUGAAGUGUGUCAUCUGAGCCACUCCUGCUUCAUCCCGGAAGCAAAUACCAGUGGAUCCUAUAACAAAGUACACACACACACCUGUUCAGAGGUCACUAUUCAGACUUUGUCUGUUGUACCUUUCGGGUGUGCACAUUCCUCGUUGAGUAUCCCAGUGAGUGUGAAGAGGGCGAAAACCAGGAGAGAGAACAUGAUCGUCAACACCUCCAUCUCCGCCAGAGAAGAUGCCAUUUACAGCCAACAGCCACGGCCGCUACCACAGCUGUGAACGGCUCAUCGGUUAAAUCGCCAUCAAAGCGGGAGGGCGGUGGAGGACGAAGUGGAGGAGUUGGAGGGGGAGGAGAUAGUGCGCACUGUUGAGUAGUUUCCCAGUCGUCAUGGCGACCUCACACCCCACCAUCUCCAGAGCUGUCUCCGUGUUGCCACGGUGACCUGAACCCGUUCAAUCUCCGCUCCACUUGAUGAUCCGGAUUGGGCUGAUAAAGGAGAGGUGAUCCAGGAGUGCCGUCCCCCUUUUGUUAAAAGCAGCCCAUGGAUGGGCCAGCGGAUUACACGCACAGACUCUGAUCGGUGGACAGGAAGGCUCAUCGUGUUGGGAAUGCUGUGGGAGUAACACCGGAGUGUUGCCUGGAAACAGCAACAUGCCAGUACAACAGAUAACUGUCGUCCCGGCCAAGGAGCCUGCCAGCAACGGCAAGAGCUCCUCUCGCUCCAAAGAAAAGACAGAGGGGAGGAAGGGCGCAGGGCGCUCAGGGAGUCGAUCCAGCAACAUCUCCAAGGCCAGCAACUCUACAACGGGAUUAACUACUGCUUCUAGAACAUCAAUCACCCCGUCCCCGCAGGACAUAUGCAGUUCUGGCCAGCCGACCCUUGUAGAGGAUAUUUCUGAAUUGCAAGAACACAACCAGCAAAACCAAGACACAGUGAUGACUGUUGCCAGCACCAAUCUGGGCUCAUCAGCUCAGGCCCAGAAGAAGCAGGUGAAGCGUCGUCACCGCCGCAAGAGGAGCAGCUGCGCCACCCUCGAAUGCUCGGAAACCAUCGCCAAACAAGAGCAGACCGACCGCAGCGACGUCAGCUCUGAACGAAGUGAACAAGGGGAGAAGAGGGAGCAACCCUCCAAGAAUCGGAGAGAGCUCCAAACUCGCCACCGCUCCACAAGACCCCCCCAGUCAGACUCUAGCUCUGAGGAGGAUUCAUGGCGUGAGGCCCGCAGCUGGAGCAAAGAGAAAGCCCGGAGAGUGCGCCGCCGCAGUGGGAGCAGCAGAGAAAGGGAGAGAGAUGGGGCAGAGAGGAACAAAGGUGGAGAUGACAAAUCCGAUGUAAUGGAACUGCAGUCAGUGGGUUCAGAUGAGGGAAAGGAUAACCAGCCUCUGGUGGGGGACAGUGGAGGCCUUAAGAAGCGGCACAGUGGCAGGGCAUCGCUGAAGACGGAGGUUUCAUCCAGAGAACGUUCACAGAGCAGAGAGAAGGAGAAGAGCCACAAGCCACGCAGCCAAAGAGGCAGCUCCUCUUUGGCAGAGGACGGCGAGGAGCUUAUCACCAAGAAAUACCAGGAAAAGGGGUCAGGAGGGGGAGACAUGUCAGUGCCAACACCACAGAAACACUGCGGUGUGAACGGGAGCACAGCACGAUACUGCUCUGAUGACUCUGAGACGGAGGUCUGCAGGAUCUGCCACUGUGAGGGGGAUGAUGAUAGCCCUCUGAUAAUGCCUUGUCGCUGCACAGGGAGCCUCAGUUUCGUCCAUCAGGCUUGUCUCAACCAGUGGAUCAAAUCCUCAGACACACGCUGCUGUGAACUCUGCAAGUUUGACUUCAUCAUGGAGACGAAGCUCAAACCUUUACGCAAGUGGGAGAGGCUACACAUGUCCAAGGGUGAGAGGAGGAAGAUCUUCUGUUCAGUGAUGUUUCACCUGAUAGCAAUAGCGUGUAUGUUAUGGUCGGUCUACGUUCUCAUCAAAAGAACCGCAGAAGAGAUCAGACUUGGGAAGAAUGAAGAAUUAUGGAGAAUUUCUCUUCUGAAGUACUCCACGCCUGGGGGCGUGUUAGAGUGGCCAUUCUGGACGAAGCUGAUUGUGGUGGCCAUCGGCUUCACAGGCGGCCUCAUCUUCAUGUACAUCCAGUGUAAAGUCUACCUGCAGCUGUGGCGCCGCCUGAAGGCCUUCAACCGCAUCAUUACCGUGCAGAACUGCCCUGAGAAAGGCCUGCAGGGCCCUCAGGCCCAGUCUAACAGCUUAACCAACGGCAGGCACGAAACUGUUGAGGUUCCAAUCAACACAGCACCCGCUCCAGCUCCAGAGCAACAGACGGACUCGGACAUGUCGGUGGAGGCCGCUGUGGCACCGGCACAAAACCCUGUCUGACUGACUCUCUCCACCUGCUCAGAAAGAGUCCUGAAUCACACCCUGCUCAUCCUACAGAACCAGCUGACGAGAGCAAAGCGUGGUUUAGACUCUUACAGUGUUUUAGUUUUGUUAAUCCCAGCUCCUCUGAUUACUGAUCCAAAUAUACAAUGGACGGAUUUCAAAUCCUUGAGUGAUAGUGGAAAACUGAGAGGCUGUGGUGAAGCAAAUUUGCUAAGAAACAAAGAAUAAUGCUGGCCAGAAAAACGAGGUAAAAAGAUGUGAAGGAAGAGGAAAAUAAGCCAUCAGGAAGAGGGCAUUUCUAAAUACUGUAUUUAUGUGGUAAAUCAACAGUUUAUUCCUGUAUGCACUUUCUUAAACUGCACUGACAUGAGUUAAAGAUGUAAACACAUCUGGAUGCUGUUAAAGGUCUCAGUAUGCUUCAAACUAACCUCGACUUGCACAUACUACAGCCAAAGGAAGGAACCAAAAGCCAUGAACUUGAGGAACAUUUAUGGCUGAUUUGAAAAGUGCAAGUCGAGUAGUUGUACAAACUGAAAUAACAAACUUUCACCAAUCUCUUAUUGAAGGUGGUGAUUCAGAUUGUAUGUGAUGUCAAUCGUUGUGCAGAGAUAAAAUCACAUCUCUGCAAAGCUGCUCAAAUACUGCAGAAAGGGACUAGUGUAGUGACUAACAGGUCAAAGCUGUUUGUGAUUCUUUCCUUACUGCUCAAGGUGUCUGCAGUUCGUUGGCUGGUCACUAUUUUGGUCUCUGUUGCGAGUUAGAAAUCUGUCGUUUUAAAACAGAGCUGAGGCCGUCUUUAAAGUGGAAACAUCAGUGUACACAUUUGGACAGAAUCAAUUUAAAGGUAUUUAUUACACUGAAUUCCACUGCAGACAUCAGAUGAGAAAGAUUGAGAGUGGAAAACGAGUUUGAGGAGAAACUUACACACCUCUGAAGUACUUACUAGCUAUUACCUGAAGAGGGUAAGAAGUUUCAGAAGCUGGCCCAACAAGCACCUUUACUUGAAGCAUACUGAGGCCUUCACCCUCUUCUGGACAAUCAGGUCUUCAGUCACCAAAGAGUCAGACAUGGUGAAUAGAGAAACAUGUAUUUAAACGCUAACUUUAGCUCAGUCUGAAAUGGAAACAUUUUAAUGUUUUGAAAAAGCUGAAUUUAUUUAUCGUCACAGGGAAAUUUUGAAUAUUUCUUGAAAUAGCAAGUCUCUAGUCGCCCAGAUGUUCCUGAUGUUUUGUUUUGGCUGUUUUCAGCUUUAUGUGGUCCUGUCUGUCAGGUCAUGUUAUUUAUACACUGAUGUUAUACAAGCUUUUAUUGUUGCCAUCCAUUAUUACACUUGACACACUGUAUGAAUAUCUGAACAGCCAAAGAGGCGCCUGUUGUUCUCUGCUUUUCAAUGUCAAAUUCUCGUCACAGAAAUUGUCUGUGCAUCUUGUAUCAACUACAGUUGAGGGCACUCAACAUCUUUGUCUAAAUCUUUUUUCUAUUUCUGAUCAGGUAAAAUGUUUCAUGUCACAUACAAUGCAUAUUUGUUUGUGCAAUAAACAAUGAAUGUAGACCCCC